GUCUUGCAAUUCGGCGGACGCGCAACCGGCAAACUGUGCUAUGCAGUUUGUUCAGAUUGUGUCUUGGGCAGAUUGCGACGAUCGUGGACGUCACAUGCGCUGCCGUCCACAGCAAAUUCGAAGGCAUCUGCAGACUGUUUAGAGUACGUGAUCCAGGUCGACCGAACUCAGGGUGACGUGCUGGGUCUCCAAGUGGACACAGCUCCUGAUGGUCGUCUGUGUGUCCUGGGGGUCAAGCCCGGACUGGUCCAACUCUGGAACGACAUGAACCCCUCCACAGAGGUGUCGCCCGGAGACUUCCUAGUGUCGGUCAACGGGCAGAGACGCGAUGCAAGCGGAUUGAUGGAGAUUUGUCGGCAACAGCAGCCUCUGGAGCUUCGGUUUCGCAGGGAGCCGGCUGCUGCACCUGCCUUGGCAGAGGACACAGGUCGGCAGCGCGAGCCGGCUUCGAAAGGUGGCCUGCUUAGCAAGCCCGAGACGCAGCCGUUGAGCCCCAGUUCUACCGAGUUGGAGGACGAUCCACUGACAAGGGUGGCAGAGGCUCCUGAGAAGGCUGCGCCGAGAAAGCCACAAAUGAAAUCAGUACGCUUCAACAAAGGCCCAGAAGCUGCAGGACAAGAGGACAAAGCGCCACGUCUUGCAGUUCCAGCAUUUGGCGACCUGUCCACUGAACAAGGUGGAAGCGGGGGAAGCAGCUCCAGUCGACCUGGAAGACAAACUCGACCGAGUCCAAGGGAACCCAGAAAGGCGGAUAGUCCUUCUGGCCCG
Messenger RNA from Symbiodinium pilosum, 768 nucleotides. The record is from the annotation of a GenBank genome assembly. Lineage: Eukaryota; Dinophyceae; Suessiales; Symbiodiniaceae.